Molecule: messenger RNA, 2570 nt
Organism: Micropterus salmoides (largemouth bass)
Lineage: Eukaryota; Metazoa; Chordata; Actinopteri; Centrarchiformes; Centrarchidae
Product: AMME syndrome candidate gene 1 protein-like
Exons: 6
Coding region: 1031-2035 (334 amino acids)
Source: RefSeq, a predicted model, not a curated record
CUGAAUCCGGUUCCGGAGUGCCGACGACACCGAUGCCUGUGCCCACAGACUGAUCACAGGGCUUUUACCCGAACAGCACUGAAUGGUAGCAGCUGAGAGACGGGUGCGGAGCGAGGGUUGCCAAACCCGGAGGAUUUCUCACGGCUCACGGACUAGAAUGCUCUUCUAUGUGUAUCCCCAUAAACGGAUGACAACCUCCAAACAAACGUAUACUGAAAACUUUCAGCUCUACAUUUGACGCGGGGGUGUUAUUGAGAUUUUUUUUAAACCCAGGUCCAACAACAGACAUCAUGCAGGUGCAAACUGUGGGCUAACGUUCCUGAAAUGACUUGCUCGGCGCUGACGCGUUGCAUUGUGCCAUGCCAACCCUGCAUUGUCAGAUGCCAUUUUACUCUGCGUUAUCCCAGCGUCUGGAAUUCCAACAUAACUGGGCCUGUUGUGUAAUUAGAAGUUCGUGAGGCUGUAGCAAACAAGCUGGUGCAAUGAGAAGCUACGCUGUCCAAGACAUGGUGCGCAAUUUGUGCUGAAGCGUAUGGGUCCUGCGUACUCAAGCUCCCGGCUUCCACUUGGAGAGGUGUGCUGCGGGGCUACAGUGCACUGGCUGUCGGCUUCACAUCUGGACCGCUUGGCUACUGUCAUCUGCGGCCUGUUCGGACUGUGCACUCCCUGAACUUGUAUGUUUACAGGGAACUGACUGAGAUCACAUCGGAUGGUGUCGUGUUAGGUGAAUAUUUGUCUGGAACUUGACGUUACCGGUGAUCCACUAGAACACCGUGGUCCAAAGCUGGACUGGCUAAAUAAUUACUCAUGGAAAAAACGCUUAUCCAGCUAUGGAAUUUGCGUAGCGAAGUCACGCAUUUUUAAAGGCAGCGCUAGGGUGACAUUGCAGUCUUCUCACCACAUCGGUUAUUUCGUCGUCCGACAAAAAAAUAAAAGAGUGAAAGUGGAGUAUUGUCCGUCAUACGUAUCAACGCAGUGGGAUUUCUACGUCUGGUCGGCGUUCCCCCCCACCCUUCCCGCGGUGACGGUUAUGGGUCGGAAGCGGUGUGUCGGUGCAGAUUGUUCCAAGAUGGCGGCCGGGUGCUGCGGGGUGAAGAAGCAGAAACUGUCGGGAUCGCCCGGGUCGGGGGGUCCCGGCGGGGUGGGGGCGGGAAGCGGGAUGGCAGGAACCGGACAUUGUGGCUCGGAGUUGGGGAUUGGCUCCUCCGCGACCGUUGCAGCAGCGGCGAACGUUAGCAGAGCCAACGGCCUGGGGGGACCCGGGGGUAACGUUAGCGGCAGCAGUAGUAGUAGUGGUAGCAGCGGCACAAACGCUCUGUCCCCAGCCCCGGCCGGUUACACUUCAUCCGGCCUCUCCCCGAAUCUCAGCUCGGGACCUGGUUCGGGAAGUGGAGGCAGAAAAAUGGUCGUCUCAGCGGAGAUGUGCUGCUUCUGUUUUGACGUGCUUUAUUGCCAUCUGUACGGAUACCAACCUCCGAGAACACCCAGGUUUACAAAUGAUCCCUACCCGCUGUUUGUCACAUGGAAAAUAGGCAGAGACAAGCGGUUGAGGGGUUGUAUAGGUACAUUUUCUGCCAUGAAUCUGCACUCAGGACUCAGGGAAUACACCCUUACCAGUGCCCUUAAAGACAGCCGCUUCCCCCCUAUGACAAGGGAUGAGCUGCCUCGCCUCUUCUGCUCAGUGUCUCUUCUCACCAACUUUGAAGACGUCGGUGAUUACCUUGACUGGGAGGUGGGUGUUCACGGUAUUAGGAUAGAGUUUUUCAAUGAAAAAGGAUCAAAGCGCACCGCCACCUACCUACCGGAGGUUGCAAAGGAGCAAGGUUGGGACCACAUUCAAACCAUAGAUUCCUUACUACGAAAGGGAGGUUACAAAGCUCCCAUCACAAAUGACUUCAGGAAGACCAUUAAGUUAACCAGGUACCGUAGCGAGAAGAUGACAAUGGGUUAUGCAGAGUACAUCGCUCACCGCCAGCACCAUCACUACCAGAAUGGCAUUGGGCACCCUCUACCACCCUACAACCAUUAUUCCUGACAGCGAGCCGCAUGACCAAUCAUUGGACCUCUCCGCGGACCUUUUCCCAGGAGAGCCUGCCCCCUCCUGGUCUAGCUAUUUCUACUACUGUACCAUUUUAUGAUGAUAGUUUCCGUUGCCAUGCUGGCCGUCUCCUAGACGUUGACAUGGCAACGGGUGGCAACGAAGCAUCAUUUGAUUAUGGCAAGAAAUCCAUGUUUCUUUUUCUUUGCCCGUGGUUACGUUUUUGCAGCAUAUGUAUAUCUAUAUUAUAACCCCCUUCAUUCAUAUUUUUUGAAAAUUAAAACAAAUACUUUUAUUAAUCUUACGUAUUUUCAGCAAACCUAAUCAGGUGUUUGAUUCUGUGGAUGGAAGGAAGUCUCUUAAGGUGGGUUAGCCUCGUGCUUAUAUUGUUUAGGCUUUGCUACAUUUUACAUUUACUAAGAAAGUCUUUCUUUUUUCCUCUUAUUUAUCUUACUAUCCAGACAUGUAUACCAUGUAGCAAGGCAACUGCAGUUCUCAAAGGCUGUAUCGUCUCUAUUCCAAUUCCGCUCUC